UUCGUGGAGUCGUUGAUUGAUUGUUCAAAAAGUUUUUAUUUAUAUUAUUGUAUACCAAAACAACUGUUCACUAACUUUAUAGAUACAACAUGGAGGACAAAGAAAUUCAGACAGAAAGAGAUCCGUCUGCGGAGAGCAGUCUGACAACAAGUCUUCUGAUCUUAGAUCUCGAACAAAAACUGACAAAUCUGACACACUUUAUGCACCAGUCCACUCUAGAGCACAGGCAAAAUUAUGCAGCGAUCAAUGCCCAGCUUCACCUUAUCAACGAGAGACUGCGAUCUUCUGACCCUAUCAUUGCCAGUAGAGGAAAUGUCUCCAACAUCAAUUUACAAAGAGAAUUGUUAAGAUGUAUAAGCAGAGACAAAUCCAAAGCCACCGAUGAGCUCGAGAAGAAUGACUUAAGUGGAAGCGAGACUCUUCACAGAGAGUGUCUGAUGGAAAAUCUAGAAGAGAUGGUAAGAGAUAUGGAUUUGAAUAGCACACAUCUUAUGGACGAAUUACUUGACAACGAAUGUUUAACACAAGACGAAGCUUCCGAUAUCUCACACAUCAGCACAAGGAAAGAUCAAAUACGCAAGCUUAUUGUGCUCUUUGCCAAAAGAGGACGAGGAAAUUUUGUCAAAUUCCUAGAAGUGAUUGGAAGAAAGCAUCAAUAUCCUCAUAUUGCUAAAGAAUUAAGAAGAAUUUAUGACCUGAAAACAUCAGAGGGUAGAAGUUCUGAAUGUCUGUUGUGUGUCAUCAAACGUGAUGUAGAUAUACGUGACGUUGUAGAUCACCUUUGUCGCCAUCAAAUCAUUGACAUAGAAUUCUUGGACCUAGUGAUUUCAGGACAAUCUGGGAACCAAAACAGUCUGUGGGAAAUAGUGUUUUCUAAUGUGGAUAAAUCAUCUAACAGAAAACAGAAAAUUCAAUACCUCCAGGAAGCUCUAUCCAAAAAAUAUGACAAGUUGGCAUCGAAGUUAGGUUUUCUUGUCCCAGCUCAACUUGGGAACCACAUUUGUUCUAAACCUAUCACAAAUUUUUCGCAAUCAUGGCGAAGUACAGGUAGUAUGAGCAGUAUUGGUGACAGGAGCACAACCUCAGAACCUCCAAGAAAAUCAGAUUCAGGAAAACCUGGGAAGAUUUCUUCAUACGAACAGCUUCAAGUUGAGAUAAGUACCAACAUUCCUAAGUGUAUAGAUUGGUUAAAUACGCACACAUCGCCGACUGCAAGUUCUGAUGAUGACACCAAAUUACUUUCUGUUACCCCUGAAAGUACUGACAGUGGGAUAGAGUCUACUGUAAAUGGUAAUAGUUUACAUACUGAACCGGAAGCGCAGAAAGUAACCAUUAAUAACAUGGAGGAAAGUCCAGAUCAUCGAUUGUCACAUGAGACUAUGGCUAUUUCCAUUACUAGUAUAUCCACCGUAAGUGAGGAAACGGAUAGACUUGAUCAGACGAACAAAGACUUUUAGCGACAAGAAAGCUAUCCUCUGAUGGAUACGGCAUAUUCAGUGUGUGUGACGAAGGUUAUGUCAAAAAGGAGGUAAAGACUGAACAUGAAAUAACUAAGCAAAAUCAAAAUUAAUUAAUGAAGUAGAUUAUGUAGAAAAAUUCUUAGAGAGACCUGGAUAAAAGAGAAAGACCGAAAACUGUCCAUUCUGUGAGAGAAAGAACUGGUCGAGAGCCACCUGUCCAAGCUCUGGCUUGAAAAGAAUGGAAAAGGAAAACUGUA
Molecule: messenger RNA, 1717 nt
Organism: Saccostrea echinata
Lineage: Eukaryota; Metazoa; Mollusca; Bivalvia; Ostreida; Ostreidae
Exons: 3
Coding region: 90-1457 (455 amino acids)
Biological process (GO): regulation of apoptotic process
Source: RefSeq, a predicted model, not a curated record